Messenger RNA from Cryphonectria parasitica EP155, 1365 nucleotides. RefSeq names its product alpha/beta-hydrolase. The record is from RefSeq and is a predicted model, not a curated record. The transcript is spliced from 4 exons. Bases 99 to 1289 code for a protein of 396 amino acids. Lineage: Eukaryota; Fungi; Ascomycota; Sordariomycetes; Diaporthales; Cryphonectriaceae.
GACGACAUAGCCCGUCGACAUCAAAUAGUUGCGCCAGAUCCAAAUACUUCACUCUAUUCUCAGCUUGAUCCAUCUUAGGUGCUUUACUCUCAAGUACCAUGUCUUUCCAAUUCAGCACGGACGAAUCGUUCCACUUUGAGGUCAUCCGCGCCCUUGGCCUAAGUGCAUAUGGUGGCAGUGAUGUGAGCGAGGUGCUCUACACCAUUCCUCAGAUCAAGACUGGGGACUUUGAAUCCUGGGUGGCUGCCUGGUCCAAGAGGGCAGAGAGAACUCUUGAGAACGCCCGCAAGGCCAAGAAUCCUGUUUCGAUCCGGGACCAUCUCUUUCGAGCCGCGACCUAUUUUCGCACGGCCGAGUUCUACCUCCACGGCAACUGGGAGGAUCCUCGCAUCAACGAGCUUUGGAACAAGAAUGUUGACUGCUUUUCCAAAGCCAUCACCUACCUCCCGGUUCCUGGAGAGAAGAAGGUGCUGUCGGCAGAUGGCUUCCAGGUCCCCAUCUAUUGGUUUAGGCCGAGCCCUGAUGACAGCGUGAAGAGGCCUACGCUCAUGCUCUUCAUCGGCUUUGAUUCCGGUCCAGAGGAGAUGAUCCAUAUGCACGGCUUCCCAGCCCUGGAACGCGGCUACAACGUCGUCUGUCUGGAAGGGCCGGGCCAGGGCUCCGUCCGACGUGGGCAGGGCCUGGGCUUUACUCACGAAUGGGAGAAGGUCGUCACACCGGUGGUCGACUUUCUUGAGACGCAGCCCAGCGUAGACAAGACCAAGAUUGCCCUUUGCGGCUUGUCCAUGGGCGGGUUCCUCAGUGCGAGGGCGGCUGCCUUCGAACACCGCAUCGCGGCGCUGAUCUGCGAUGACGCCGUCCACGAUUUUGACGACUUCAGCGAGUCGUCCUACCUUGAGAAAUUCAACAUCAAGGACGAUCCGGAGAGCAUCCAGGCUUUCAUCAAUGAUAACAGCCAGCCUAUGGGUCCUCGUUGGUUGCUCGCUCAUGGGAUGUGGUCCUAUAAAGUCAAGACUCUGGCGGAGCUAGGGAAGGGAUGGGCCAAGAUGUCCAUGGCUGGUUUGACAGACAAGAUUCAGUGUCCCGUGUUCCUUGGAGACGCUGUUGGCGAUUUGUUCUUCAAGGACGGUGGUCAUGCUCAGAAAAUGGCAGAGGGCCUCGGAGACAAGGCUACCGUGUACAAGUUCACCGCCGAAGAUGGGGCCGACUUGCACUGUCAGGAAGGAGCCCUUAGGUUUGCGAACCAGGUGAUGUUUGACUGGCUUGACGAGAAGCUGGGAGUGAACUGAGAGAGAGAGGGUUUUUUAUAAGUAGCCAAGAAAGGCAGCGAAGAAUACCAUGGUCCUAGCCAUAUUGAUAAGCAUC